AGAUGGCGAUUUGCGGGGAUGGAUGUGCGAAUUGGGGGCACACAGCGGUCCGUCCGUUGCGUCUCUCCCUUGUGCUUGCAGGUUGGGAUGCAGAUGUGGAUAGUAGGUGUGGAUUGUGGAUGUGGAGGGGAGGAGGGUAGGGAGGCUGGGCCUGGGGUGUUUGCAUGUGUGCACGGUGGCACAACAAGAAACCACAACCACUCACAACCAAGGUGGAUCUCAUCCACCCCAGGGUACAACUCACUUCUCCGCCUUCCCGCAUGUGAGAGGUGAUGCGGCUCCCUCGGUGAAGACCGAAUGGCAUUUGCUCGCGUGAUGCGGCUGGACUGGCCGGCGCAAUGAGAUGGAGACCCUGCUCCUCCUUCUUCUCCUCCUCGCCCAUCAGCCCACCCUCGAUACGAUGAGGGGGAGAAGGGGGAUGAGUGAGGUCCAAGCUCCCUCUCAGUAUCUCAGAUCCAAAUGCUCCGGUGCAGGGUGGUACCGUGCAAGCAAGAGGAAGGUCUUUGCAUCUGCAUGUGCCCAGUUUUGAUCUGUGCAGGACUCGGUGCAAAGGGUUGGACGGACGGAGGGGGGAUUUCGGAGGGAUCCACCUUUUCUUCGGACGACGUCGAUCGGCGGCGGUGGUCAUGAGAAGCCGGUUCUGUCUGCGGCACGGGCACGGACACGGACACGGACUCUGCUCAGGUGGUUGCAACUUGCAUUGUGUAUAUUUAUAUGCCAUAGCAGCUCGUUGUGCAAUGCUGUGACACCUGAUUCCGAGG
Messenger RNA from Cryphonectria parasitica EP155, 761 nucleotides. RefSeq lists its product as uncharacterized. The record is from RefSeq and is a predicted model, not a curated record. The coding region runs from base 19 to 273 and encodes 84 amino acids. The transcript has a single exon. Lineage: Eukaryota; Fungi; Ascomycota; Sordariomycetes; Diaporthales; Cryphonectriaceae.